Capsicum annuum is the source of this 1030-nucleotide messenger RNA. Its product is annotated as NADH dehydrogenase [ubiquinone] 1 alpha subcomplex assembly factor 3. Gene Ontology annotation, cellular component: mitochondrial inner membrane. The transcript is spliced from 5 exons. Gene Ontology annotation, biological process: mitochondrial respiratory chain complex I assembly. The record is from RefSeq and is a predicted model, not a curated record. Lineage: Eukaryota; Viridiplantae; Streptophyta; Magnoliopsida; Solanales; Solanaceae. The coding region runs from base 90 to 629 and encodes 179 amino acids.
AUUGGGUGUUCCAAAUACUUGAAGGGCCUGAUUGCACUAGUAGCAAAGAUUGAGGAGGAAAAGUGAAAAUAACAAAAGAUGUUCUCCCAAUGUUGAGUAAUUCUUGGCAAACGGCGGUGAGAGUGAAGGCAAUGGCGACGUUGGCAACGUUGAUGCGAGCUAUGACGAAGAGAAGCACAAAUCAUAUGCCGUCGAAUCAACCUUUGCCUUCACUAAGACGAGCAUUCUCCUUAUACGAUCAAAUCAAUCUUAUCAAUAACGUUCCUGAAGAUCAAUUGCGCUUCCAGCAGUUUACUGACACCGGUUUCAGAGUUAAUGGGGCACAUUAUGAAGGUAGCUUGCUUUGUGUUGGGAACUUGCUAAUGUCUUGGCAGCCCAAAAAUCUUUCCGAGGUUACUCCAGAAAGCUUAUCUAUCUUCCAGACAGUGCGACCAGUUCCAGAGAUUCUUCUUCUUGGCUGUGGGAAGUACAUUCAACCGGUAAAUCCUGAGGUUCGUGCCUUUAUUCGUUCUACUGGAAUGAAAUUGGAAGCAAUUGACUCUAGAAAUGCUGCAUCAACGUACAAUAUUCUAAAUGAAGAAGGGAGGAUUGUGGCUGCUGCCCUUCUCCCAUAUGGAAUAGAAUCAUAAGGCUUUCAUGUAUAUGCUUUUUCUUUCACAAGUCAAGAUCUGAUUACUCAUCCGAGCCUAUCACUUUGCUCUUACUGGAAAUCAAAAUGGAAGAAAACACCCUGCCAAUCACUUCAUCCCGAGUUUGAUGUGAGUCAUGUGACUAUGUUUAAGAUUAGAUAAAAAUGAGAUAAGAACGUCUAGUGUUAAUUGUGCGGGGCAUUCGUGGACCAAUUCAUAAUGCUGUGUCUUUAGGUGAUUUUGUAAUUCUAAUAAUAUAAACACAAGAAAAAGAACUAAUGUUUCUCCAUUGUAGAUGGUCGAGGUUCAUCACUUCAUCUGUUGUGCAAGAAGAAUCUAUAUUUAUCAGAUUCAGGUGGGGUUGUUGAUUUUGUGAAUAGUGACUGCAGUUGUUUACUGAA